Letharia columbiana is the source of this 2121-nucleotide messenger RNA. RefSeq lists its product as uncharacterized. The record is from RefSeq and is a predicted model, not a curated record. Bases 1 to 2121 code for a protein of 706 amino acids. Gene Ontology annotation, cellular component: membrane; endoplasmic reticulum. NCBI's taxonomy places the organism in Eukaryota, Fungi, Ascomycota, Lecanoromycetes, Lecanorales, Parmeliaceae. Gene Ontology annotation, molecular function: long-chain fatty acid-CoA ligase activity. The transcript is spliced from 5 exons. Gene Ontology annotation, biological process: long-chain fatty acid metabolic process.
AUGGCCGCCUACCUCGAGCUUGCCAAAGACUACCAUACCCCUCCUCCAGCAGGCGGCCCCUACUCAGUGACCGUUCCAGGCACGGAGCAACCGGGACGGAGUGCGACAUACAGACAUUGGAGGUUCAGGGAUGGACUACUCAAGAGUCUGGAUCCAAAUGUCACCAACGCCCACCAAAUGUUUGAGAACACAGCGAAUCGUCAACCGUCAGCCAAAUGUCUUGGCUCCCGACCCUACAAUCCAGCCACCAAGACGUUCGGCAAAUAUGAGUUCAUGGACUACGCUACCGUUCAGAAGCGAAGAGCGAACUUUGGUGUUGGCAUCAAAUACGUGGUCAAAGAAGCUGGAGUACUGGAUCAGAAAUAUGGGGUUGGGCUCUGGUGCCAGAAUAGGCCAGAAUGGCAGAUAACAGACUUGGCUUGUAUGUCACAAGCACUGUACACCGUUUCGCUAUACGACACUCUCGGGCCCUCGGCAACCGAGUAUAUUGCCAACCAUGCCUCCCUUCCCUGUAUUGCAACCUCGUUACCUCAUAUCCCAACCCUUUUGAAGCUCAAGCCAAGAUUACCCUCCCUAAAGGUCAUCAUAUCUCUAGAUCCCCUUGACGAUGGGGAGAGGGAAGGGCAUUCAAAGCAUGCUCUGCUGAGUGCAAUGGCGUUGGAAAUAGGUCUCAAGAUUUACUCUAUAGAACAGGUGGAAGCUAUUGGAGCAUCUUUCGGCCCGCCUCAGUACAAUUCCGCAUUGCCAACAGACAUAAUAACAAUCAACUAUACCUCGGGUACCACAGGGCCCCCCAAGGGUGUGGUACUGACGCACGCGGCGGCAGUGGUUGCAGCUUCCUGUGCACUUGUCUCGUGCCAACAAGGCCCUACUGAUAGGUUCAUUUCUUAUCUUCCUUUGGCACAUAUCUACGCUCGAAUGACCGAGCAUGGCGCGCUUUGGUCUGGCGGCUCAAUCGGAUACUUUCAUGGCGACAUUCUUGCCUUGGUCGAUGACAUGCAGAAUCUCCGUCCUACUGCUUUCACUUCUGUCCCCCGGCUCUACAACCGCUUCGGCGGUGCGAUCCGCGCUGCUACAGUCCAGCAACCAGGCGUGAAAGGGGCAGUGGCCCGUCACGUAAUUUCCACCAAGCUGGCAAAUAUGGAGCCCGCCGACUCCCCAUCCGCAACAAACACGCACGCAAUCUACGACCGCAUUUGGGGCCGCAAGGUCGCCGCAGCUCUCGGUCUUGAUCAUGUGCACGACAUGGUAUCGGGUUCAGCACCCCUGGACCCGACUCUCCAUAAAUUCUUCCGCGCAGCAUUUGGAAACAGGUUUGUCCAAGGCUACGGGCUCACCGAGACAUAUGCUCAAGGUCUUUGCCAACAGAAGGGAGAUCUUUCAGUCGGAAAUUGUGGCGCCUGUGCUCCUACUCUUGAGCUGAUGCUACUAGACGUACCAGACAUGGAGUACUUUUCGACCGACAAACCUCAACCCCGCGGCGAGCUCUGCAUUCGAGGUGGCUCGCUCUUUUCCGGCUACUACAAAAACGAAGAAGAGACGAAGAAAGCUAUGCUACCUGAUGGAUGGUUCUGUACCGGCGAUAUCUGUACCAUUGACUCGCGCGGUCGUUUCCAGAUUAUCGAUCGUCGGAAAAAUGUUCUCAAGCUCGCUCAAGGCGAGUACAUCUCGCCUGAACGUAUUGAGAACAUCUACCUGUCGCAUCUCAGCUUCCUGGCCAUGGCGUAUGUGCAUGGUGAUUCGAUGCAGACCUUCUUGGUCGCCAUUUUUGCGGUGCAGCCGGACAUGUUUGCGCCUUUUGCUAGCAAGGUGCUUGGUCGAACGAUUGAAGCUACGGAUUCGCAGGCCGUGGCUGCAGCUUGUAGAGAUGUCAAGAUCAGAAAAGCGGUCAUGAAAGAGCUGGAUAAGGUGGGAAGGAAGAAUUCAUUUGCCGGUUACGAGCGGGUCCGGAAUUGCUACUUGAUGGUGGAUCCUUUUACGAUUGAAAAUGAGCUUCUGACGCCAACUCUGAAGAUGAAGCGUCCACCAACGGCCAAGGUGUAUAGGAAGCAUCUUGAUGAGCUAUAUGCUGAAGCGCUGGCAGAGGAGAAGUCGGGCAAGAACGUCCAAGCGAAGCUGUGA